AUGGCUUCGCAUAGUAAUGACCGGAUUCUAUGGCUUUGCCUUGGUGUCACCCUCUUCUUUGCUGCGCGAGGUAUCGCUGCUGAGCUCUAUCGGGUAAAGGAUCUUACUGAGAUCAGGAAGCUUGAGAAGGAGGAGCCAGUGAUCGGCCAAGCAACCGAGGAUGCCUUGAGACUAGAGACGCUCCAGAGACUCUCGGGGAGCUCUAGUUUUGACCUCCGCGCCGCGGCACUGAGAAUCGUGUCGGAGAGAUCAACCAAGGGUUCAACGAAGGAAUUACUCCUUGAUGACCUUGCCAGUGAAGACCCGGAGCGGCGACGCAAAGCUUUGAAUGCACUGAGCUUUCUUAUAUCGAGUACAGCGUUGGGCCGCUCAACUGUAUCUACAAGAUUAAGAGAUGGACCCACGUUUAGCGCCCUCGUCGAUUGUCUAUGCAACUUCCUCAGUGAACACACCGAAAAAACUAGUGACAUAGUUUCACCCAUCUACCCGCAGACCAGACCCCCCGGUGAGAACAAGGCUUUGAAAACGCUCAGCUCAAUGUUACCAGGGAACAUACUACUCGCAUUGGAAGCAGGAAUUGUCAGCCGAUGGUUGACAAACUACCCCUUCCCAUGCGCAGUACGGGAUAAAUCUAAGAAGCGGAGUAUUGUCUUCAUGAUGAAGACGUGGUGGGCUGAUGACCCGGCCAUGGGAUCUAUAAUAAACACCAUAUCGUCUGAUCAAGAGGGACUAAACCAUCUUAGGAAAUAUGGGUUGAUGGGAAGCAGAAUGGAAGAGCAUACUGCGGAUAUAUUUGGCAACGAGACGCACGAGUUUAGAACUAAUGAAUGGUAUUACAGAGGAGGUCCCUGGCAAGUUUAUGACUCAAACUCAGACUCUGGCUCGGAUAUGGACAGCGAUGUCUGGAUGGUCGACGGGGAGGAAACCGCAGGGGUUUCGCCCUGGCUCGGUAACCGCCCACAAGAAAACACUGCAGAAGAGCAGGCACUUCGAAGGCGCCGCAGAGAAGCCAUGGUCUUUAGUGAGAGCAGUCGCCCACUGGUAGCAGAUAACAUAUUCCACCCAGUGAACCAGUCUAGCUCGUCAGGCGAGGACUGGGAGGUAGGGGAGAGGAGACCCUCUUGGGCAAAUCAGGAACCCGAUGAGGCCGCAGAGCAAGCCGAACCAGAAUCUGAAACAUCCCGAAGUCCAUGGUUAUUAUGGCCCUUCUAA
Arthroderma uncinatum is the source of this 1212-nucleotide messenger RNA. RefSeq lists its product as uncharacterized. The coding region runs from base 1 to 1212 and encodes 403 amino acids. The transcript is spliced from 5 exons. Lineage: Eukaryota; Fungi; Ascomycota; Eurotiomycetes; Onygenales; Arthrodermataceae. The record is from RefSeq and is a predicted model, not a curated record.